This is a messenger RNA of Capsicum annuum, 455 nucleotides long. RefSeq lists its product as uncharacterized. The transcript has a single exon. The record is from RefSeq and is a predicted model, not a curated record. NCBI's taxonomy places the organism in Eukaryota, Viridiplantae, Streptophyta, Magnoliopsida, Solanales, Solanaceae. Bases 70 to 426 code for a protein of 118 amino acids.
ACGUUAAUCCAUAAUAUAAGUAACUAUAUAUUAUACCUAAAUGUCCCAAAUUAAGACACACAAAACAAUAUGGCUCUUGUUGCCAAUCAAGAACUCAAAGAAGAAUACGAGUGUAAUAAAAGCAUCUGUCGACAAAAGGAUCACUCUAAGAUGAUCGAAAUUUUUAUCGAUCAUAUGCUAGACGGAGAAGAGGAAGAGGAAGAGGAAUUUUUUGAGAUAGAUUUGGAGUUGGUGAAUAAUAUUUCAACGCCCCAUUAUAAUUGGGAAAAUUAUUUUACAGCAACAACAAGAAGUAAUUGUACUCUUUUGGCUAAUUGUUUGUUGCCUAUUGCUGAUGUUUCCAGUGCCAUUCCUACUACUACAAAAGCUUGUGAUGCCUUCAUUUCAUGGACACCAGGUGGUGACUUUCGGUAUCUGAGAUUUUAAGUUUAUGAGUUCUAGAACACAAACUUACU